Messenger RNA from Nipponia nippon (crested ibis), 408 nucleotides. RefSeq names its product nutritionally-regulated adipose and cardiac enriched protein homolog. The record is from RefSeq and is a predicted model, not a curated record. Lineage: Eukaryota; Metazoa; Chordata; Aves; Pelecaniformes; Threskiornithidae. Gene Ontology annotation, cellular component: plasma membrane.
AUGUCCCAAAUAUGUCCAGCCCCACCUUCUGACCCUAAUGCAGAGGAGUUGCUGACAGGUGACAGUAGCUAUCCUCCUUCAAUACUGAGGAAAAGGCCACCUGUGGACCAAGCUGUGGGGGAAAAGCGGAAAGCAGAGAGAAGGGUUCGAUUUCGUGACCCAGAAGUCAUUGAAUAUGCCAUUUCCUGCUGUGACUACAUAGUGGUAGAUGACAGGUCAUCAUCUGGAUUGCCUGUGCUCCUGUGGCUCUCAUUUUGUGCAGUGCUGAUCCUUGCUGUGAGUCUCUACUACACCAGCAUGAAGCAAGAUGUCAAAGUCCUGGAGGAAUUUCAAUCCCGACUUGUUAUCUUCUUUCUUCAGAUAAGACACAUUGCUCAGAAAUGCUGGACUUGGUUUAUGAGGCAGUAG